Molecule: messenger RNA, 2112 nt
Organism: Cladocopium goreaui
Lineage: Eukaryota; Dinophyceae; Suessiales; Symbiodiniaceae
Source: the annotation of a GenBank genome assembly
AUGGCCGCUGCUCUGGGGCUCAAUGCCCACCCAGGGCGCCUUUUGAGCUCUGUACAUGGAGCUGGUGUCGCCAUUCAAAUUGCCUUCCUGGUCCUCUCUCAGCUCCAAGAUGUAGCUUGGGACGCGAUGGAGAGCCUGGACUAUGACGACAUCGAGCUGGCGGAAGACCCCCUUCAAGCCGAUCACGUGAAAUCGAUGUGCAAUGGUGAGCUGACGACGGAUAAGGUCAGCCGAGCUCUCACAAGGAUGUUUGGUGGUGAUAGCAAGCCGAAUGCCAAGGUCUACUACCAGUGGGAAGAUGAUUCCUAUGGUUAUGGCUAUGAGGAUGCGAUCCACUACGCCGACAACACUGUGGGCGAAGAAGGCAUUCCACCUGAGCUGGAUGAAGCAACUCUGGCAGUUGAAGAUGCCUACAUCAACUACCUUGACAGCUGCAAGAAGAUGAGACAACUUGCACUGUCCCGUGGGUUCUAUCCUAUGGUCGCCGUUGACUUGAACGACAGCGACUUUGGUGGCCGAGGAUCUGGAAAAUCCUUUGGGAAGAGCCGCAACAUGCGCAGUGGAAAAGGAAAAGGCAAAUCAAAAGGAAAAGGUGGAGGCAAGAGCUGGAAGGAACUGGAACUGGACACCCUUUGCCUAGAGCCAGAAGAUUCGUCUUUAGCCGAAGAUCUCCAUCGGAGAACAACUCAUCGACAUCCACGACGGCAAAGUCGACUACAAGUGGAAGCAGUGCACAACAUGGAUCACUCCGGUUCCUGUGGAGAUUUCCAUUGGCAUGAAGAGAUCAACUUUGUAUCUCAAGAAGUCGGAUGGGCAAUCAUGGACAGUGGAGCCACUAGAACUGUCUGUGGUGAAGCAAUCUGGGACAAGCUGAACAGCUAUCUCACCAUGCGUGGGAUGGGAGCUGAGAUCUCCAAGGAUCCUCGUGACUUUCGUUUUGGAGACGGUGUCACAGUUCGAUCUCAGUUCUGUGCCAGGACACCUGUCUGCGUUGGAAAGGUUUGGCGAGAGUUGAUCAAGCCCAUCAUCUCUUCCAAUGGUCACUACAUGAUCAACAUCUUCAACGACCUGAACAACAUCCUCCACGUUGAAGACCUCUACUACAAGGCAACAGUCUCUGACGAGACGGAGGUGUACCUGGACACGGUGAUCUCCGAUGACAUCUCUGACGAAGAGCUGGAUUUGGAGGUUGACGUCGAUGAAGACAUCAUUCACGAAGUGAUCUUUGGAGUCGCUGAGAAGAACAAGAUCCAUCAACGAACCCUCAAAUUUUGGGAGGUUUUCGUCGACGAGGACAACCUGGGCAGAUACCUCAGGCAGACCUAUCCUGACGUCGGGGUCUCUCAGUUCUCAUUGCCACGAUGGAACUUUGAAGAUCUGGAAAUCCAGCGCGACUUUCGCAAGCUGGCUGCCCAGGACCUCAAGGUCUAUGAGAAAGUUCAUGCGGACUCCAAGAAGAUAUACUUCGACUGCACCUCGGAACAACCUGCUGAUGCUGCAUCUUGGCUGGCGACAACCCUUGAGAACAUGAAAGGGUAUUACGAGACAGUGCUCGACCGCUGCAGAACUGGACUCAAAGCUUCACCUGACGCCAUGCAGAACUAUGAGCCUGACUUGGUUCGACAAUUCGGCGACGCGAUCUACAAGUCCAUGGCUGAAGUCUGGCAGCAACGAGGACAAGCAGAGCUCAUGACUCUGGAGCUCGUGGUACACUCUAGCGAGGAGAUGCAGUAUCUGCAGGAGAAAGCUGGUGAAGAUUGGAGGCACGUGUCUGACGAAUACGUGCAGGUGGCCAGACGCCACAAGUGUCCACAAUGCAUUGCAAAAGCUCAACCAGAAAAUGGUCUACAAAGGCCUUUGGCCGAACGCAUCCUGGCUGCUCUUCGACCUGUACUAGGCCCAGUACGUGGAUUGGACUUAGCAUCCCGUGCUCAAUCUCCUGAUCUUCAGAUGGUGCUGUUCCCCCUCAUGAACCACAACACCCGCUAUCAACGACAACCGCAACAACUGCACCGAAGCCGGAACCUGCUGCCACUGCAGCUGCUGAGCCUAGUCCCUUUGAAGGACUUGACUCCCUCAUCUCCCCAGAUCCUGAACUACCGAACUACCUGA